Phoenix dactylifera (date palm) is the source of this 679-nucleotide messenger RNA. Lineage: Eukaryota; Viridiplantae; Streptophyta; Magnoliopsida; Arecales; Arecaceae. The record is from RefSeq and is a predicted model, not a curated record.
CAAGCUCUCUCCUUCCUGUCAGUGUCAAAUAAUAGUCUUUCUGAUGUUUCAAUGGGAUUGCAAACACUACAGGAGUGUCAGAAUUUGACGACCCUUGUCCUUACAAUGAACUUUUAUGGAGAAGAGAUGCCUAAUAAUGGAAUUCAAGGAUUUCACAGCAUGCAAGCGCUGAUUAUAGCAUUUUGUACUCUGACUGGUUCCAUUCCCUCGUGGUUAGCAAAUAUCAAAGAGUUGAGCUUGCUAGAUUUGUCUUGGAAUCACUUGACUGGAGGCAUUCCCUUGUGGAUUGGGAGCCUGGAUUAUCUCUUUUACCUUGACCUGUCAAAUAAUUCACUCACUGGGAAGAUUCCUAUGAGCUUAACGAAACUAAAAAGCCUCAAUUCUGAUUCUCUUUCACACAAUGGGUCUUCUUCAUAUGGCAUCCCCUUGUUCUCUUGGAAAAAUGCACCACGUAACCUGCUGUAUAAACAAUAUAUAAACUUCCAUCCAACAGUGGAUUUGAGCAAUAAUAUGAUGGAUGGAACAAUCUGGAAGGAGAUUGGCAACUUGAGGCUUCUUCAGGUGCUUGACCUGAGCAACAACAACUUCACAGGGCCAAAUUCCCAAGGGAGGUCAGUUUUCAACCUUCUCGAGUUCGAGCUUUGAAGGGAAUCCUGGUCUCUGUGGUGAAUUUUUCUUA